AUGGAAGCAACUCGAAAAUUCACGCCUGUAAGAGAACAGGCUAUCCAAGCUGUCAGCGAAAGAAGGGACAUAGUAAACCCAGUCAUUUCCAUUACCUGCAACGUCAAGAAAUAAACAUAAGGAGAUUAUAGCCGUACCUCCACCUAUCAAGCUAAGAGAAAGGAAACGUAUCAUACCUCUGAAGCAAAAUACAGUGGUCGAUCAGAAAGUGUUGCUACAAAGAGAGUAUAAUAAACUCAGAAGCUAUAUCUCCGCAUCUAAGCUCAAGAAGGGAAGGAGAGUCAAGGUGUCUUGCGCUGAUAUUCUAUUCCAUACAGAGAAAUUGAAGCAAUCACUUUUUGAUAACAGAGCGAUCAAUAAUAUGAUUGAUCUUAAAAACAUAGAACACAUAAAAUAAUGAGUUAAGGAGGCUAAAUACUGAUUCAUUUACUCCUACGAAGCCAGCUAUGCUGACAGAGUUUAACUCAGAAGUAAGGCCAAACUGUAAGACUUUCUAUAAUGUUGGGCCUCGAUCGCCUCCAAAUUCGGUAUCAGGGAACAUAUUUUCAACACUGAAGUCAGAGAUGACUCCUCAGCAUGAGAGGGCCAAGAGCAGGGUUAAUAACUCGACUCUGUAUUUUAGCCAUAAGAUUCACCCUGAGAUUGACGCUUCCAAAAGGAGAGAAUUUCUCAGAGGCCUCGAUGAUUAUAUUACUAAGAAAUGAAUGAAAGAGAAUAAGAAAGCAUGAACCGCUGCUAUUAGCCCCUCUGGAUCUCCCAAAAAGUCCUUCUCCCCACGUAGGAAGAAAAGCACUCAAAGGUUUAUGAUUAGACGGAAGAAUAAGUCCCUAUCUAAAGGAGAUAAGCAGUUUCCUAAAAAGAAGCUUUUUAUCAAUAGUUCACAUCAAAUUGGUAGCUUCAAAGAUUUUGUAUUCCCUAAUACCAAGACACCUUUUGGGCGAAGGAAGCACGUGGCUACUCCUAACUGGAACCCUUCUAUUACAAAGAAGAUUUAUACGAAACCCAUUGAUUUUUAAUGCCAGAUUAGGGCUAACUCAAAUGAGAGGUUUAUAAGAAUUUAUGCUUUGAUCAAACCUAAAAGCCUGCCAUAUUCAAAGCGGUUAUAUCAAGUAAUCUAAAUGAGCUGUUUCAGUUC
Messenger RNA from Moneuplotes crassus, 1135 nucleotides. The record is from the annotation of a GenBank genome assembly. NCBI's taxonomy places the organism in Eukaryota, Ciliophora, Spirotrichea, Euplotida, Euplotidae.